Messenger RNA from Dibothriocephalus latus, 636 nucleotides. Lineage: Eukaryota; Metazoa; Platyhelminthes; Cestoda; Diphyllobothriidea; Diphyllobothriidae. The record is from the annotation of a GenBank genome assembly.
AUGUUCUUAACGAUGAGAAUUUUUCCUUUGAUUUUGACCACGGCAUUCGCAAUCGAUGACCGGUUCCUAUCGUUUGCCGAAGCGCACGCCUACUGCAAGAGCCUUGCUCCACUGACAGUUUCGGACACAGCUGGCUUGGCGGUCCUGCAUUCAUACGAAGAUCACAUGUUUGCUGCAAGUCUUCUCUCGGAGUUGCCCAUGUUGCCGGCCAACAACUCCAGGUACGGCAAGCUGCCCUCCAUUUCAAGACUCGAGGUUGCCUGGCGACGUUAUCAUUGGCUGGGUCUAUUCAAUUACCGUCAUGGAUCGCAUACGGUUGACGAAUCCGCCGCUUGUUACGUCCCUCACGAAGUUUCCACCGAUCUGCACAAUUCUCUAGAGGAGUUACCUACAUGCUUCGCGAUUUCUGGUUCACCGGAAGUCAGUAGCUUUGCUCGUCUAUCGGCCGAAUUUGACUGCAGCGAGAAGUUGCCCUUCGUUUGCUCUUUCCGGCCUGACCAACUCGCUCCAGCUCCAGAAAAGGUCAAGCAGCCUCGAGCUGUUUGCCCAGAAAACUACGCGGUCUACAGAUCUGCUCGGGGUGUAAACUGCUAUCGAUUUGCCGCCUCCUGGCUCGGCUCCUACGACGAGGCCGCU